AGGUGGACAAAACUCCUUUUGCAGGGAGCUGAGCUAAGUGUUGAGGAGAGUGUGUGAGAGGAGAGAUAACACUACAAAUUUGCACCUGACACAUACACACAAACACUCUCUCUCUACUCUUUCUCUCUCUAAACUCAGUCCUCUUUAUCUUCUUCUUCUUCUUCUUUCUUCUUUUUGGGGUUUUCUUUCUGGGUUGAUUCUCUGAUUCAUAAAUUUCUGGGGGGUUUUUUCGUUUUUGGUUCCCCUUAAUUAAUUGAUAUGGAGUUUGAGGAUCAAGAGGAGCACGACGAAGAGAUGGAGAUGGCGGCCAGUUACGACUCGCUUGGAAACUCAGCGGGUGGCGUCCGGGUCAAAAUGUCGAAUUCUGGGCCCGAGGGCGUGGCAGCCAUAGCGGCGGCGGCGGCGGCGUCUCAGCAGCAGCAGCAGCAACAACAACAGCAACAGCAGCAGAGGAAGGGCGCCGCGAGGUACAGAGAGUGCCUGAAGAACCACGCGGUCGGGAUUGGAGGCCACGCGCUCGACGGGUGCGGCGAGUUCAUGCCGGCCGGUGCGGAGGGCACGCUCGACGCGCUAAAAUGCGCCGCCUGCAACUGCCACCGCAACUUCCACCGCAAGGAGGGCGACUCGGGCGGGCUCGCGCUCAUGAACGCCGACCCGUACGGGCAGCUGGUGCCGCUCCACGGGCAGCACAACCACCCGCAGUUCUCGCCGUACUACCGGACGCCAGCAGGGUACCUCCACGUGGCGCCGCACCACAGGCCGCUGGCGCUGCCGUCGACGUCAGGAGGGGGCGGGACCCACAGCAGGGGGGAAGAGCAGGAGGACGACGUGUCGAAUCCUAGCGGAGGCGGCGGCGGUGGAGGGGGUUUGGGAAUGGGAGGGGGUGUACAUGGAACGGCGUCUUCCGGGAAGAAGAGGUUCAGGACGAAGUUUACGGCGGAGCAGAAGGAGAGGAUGUUAACUUUGGCGGAGACGCUGGGGUGGAGGAUUCAGAAGCAGGACGAGCCGGCGAUUCAGCAGUUCUGCAACGAGACUGGAGUGAAGCGUAACGUCCUCAAGGUUUGGAUGCAUAACAACAAGCACACUCUGGGGCCUUCAAAUGAUGAACCCAACCCGAGUUGAAAAGGGAUGAUGAUCUUUGGGACCUAGCUUUCAUAUUCUCUGGUCUGUUUCUUUCUGCUACCAAGUUUUUGUCUUU
Messenger RNA from Prunus avium (sweet cherry), 1198 nucleotides. Lineage: Eukaryota; Viridiplantae; Streptophyta; Magnoliopsida; Rosales; Rosaceae. The record is from RefSeq and is a predicted model, not a curated record.